ACCCGGCGCGGUGGGUAUGCCGGCGGAGCACGUGGCGCGUGCGCUGUCCACAUGCCGCAGGAGCCGCGUCGCCGCCGCUGACCGGCCGGCAGUGGUCGCCGCUCGCCCGCCGGACACGCGCGCCCGUCCGGCGACACCCUGCCCUCCCCUCGCCGCGACACGUGCGCCCCUCCGGCGACACCCUCCCCUCGCCGCGACACGCGAGCAUGACGUGAUACCAUGCCGGAGGCGAACCUGCCGGCCGACGUCACCAGCGCCUUCACCGUCCUCAACCAUGAGGAGGAGAAGCCGCGCGAGGGCUUGCAGCCGUCCAGCCGCUCCGUGAACGUGGUCCGCCCGCAGCCGCGUGCGCCCGUCGUCUCCUCCGCCGCCGCCGCCGCCGCCGCCGCCACCGCCGGCCCCGGCCCCGUCCCCGCGCCCGCCCCCGCCCCUGCGAUGGGCGCACAGCCCGCGGCGCGCACUCUCCUCGACCCGAAAUUUUCGCGCGCCCUCGACUUCAAACUCCGCCGCCUCAAGGAGAAGGAGAUCCUCCAGGCGAACCUCCGCCGCCCGACCCGCUUUCGUCCGCGGAACGGGCUCGCCGCCUCCGACCCGAACGUCAGCCUGCUGGACCGAACCUCCCCCGGGAAACACAGCCGGUCUCACCCGCGGAUAGACGUCAUACGGCCCGACGACGACGACGCCGACAUCGCUCCGAAGAUGAACAAGUCGCCGUCCCCGCCGGGGUGGAAGAACCGCCUGCGCAAAAUAUCCGGCUCGAACGACGGAGACAAGCCGAGAUUCAUCACCACCGUCAAAACUGGCCAGUUUCUUCUGCCCCCGCCGGAAGUGGCGAACCUGCUGGGUCUCCAAACGUUGUACCCCCCUCGGGAGCGGGAGAAAAUUGUAUACUCGUAUGCCAGCAAGCCGAAGGCGGUGGUGGCGCGGCAGAAGCGCUCGGUGACAGACAAGAAGGACGGCGAACCGAACGACACAUCGACGAAGUCAGGCCCCGGGGCCUCCGCGGCGGCGGCGGCGGCGGCGCGGCGGCUGCACGCCGGCAACGUGUUCAGCGGCGUGCGCGCGCUCGUCGCCGGCGUGGUCGGCAUGCACCGCCUCGUAGAACAGAGGGACCAACUCGGCAGCCUGGCGCCGGCGCACGCGCCCUACUCCAACGUGAUGCACGACAAGCGCGUGGUGCGCGGCAGCACCUUCGCCACGCACGCGCAUGCAGCGGGCGAUGGCGUGGAGAGUGCAGCAGCGCGAGCAGCUCGCACGCGGCGGCGGGCGAUGGCGCGACGCGCGGCGGCCGCGCGGCUGCGGCCCGGCACGCCGCCGCCCGCGCCCGGACGACGGCACCACCCCAUACAGACCGACUACUACCUCGAGGAGUUGUUCGACAAGGGCGUGGAGAUGGAGGUGGGCGUGCAGACGGACCUGUUCGCGGACCGGCCGCCCACGCCCCUCUACGUGCCGGCCAAGACCGGCGCCGACGCAGGCACGCAGAUCUACCCCGGAGACCUGUUCGACUUCGACUUGGAGGUGCAACCGAUCCUGGAGGUGCUGGUGGGCAAGACGGCGGAGCAGGCACUGGCGGAGGUGGCGCAGGAGGAGGAGCUGGCGGCCCUGCGCGAGCACCAGCGCCGAUACACCGAGCUGCGAGACGCCGAGCGAGCCGAGCGGGCGCGCCUCGCAGCGCAGGACAUGCGCCUCAACCAGGAGAAGGAGCGGCGCGUGGCAGAGGCGCGCGUGUCCGCGCAGGCGGCUGUGGAAGCGCGCUCGCGGGCGGCGGCGGGCGUGCUGGUGCAGGGGUACCUGGCCGACCUGCUGCCCGCCGUGCUGGCCGGCCUGCGCGACCAGGGGCACCUGCUGGAGCGCGUGCAGCGCGGACUCGACGAUGAGUUCAUGCCCUGGCUGCUGCGGCAGGUCUCCAGCGAGGUGGAGGCGCUCAUCACCAGCCGCGACGUGCUCACCGAGAUCGUGCGCGAGGUGGUGGAGGCGCGCGCGGAGCUGCACCGCGGUGCCGGAGAGCGCGCCGCGUUACGAGCCGUAGGUUAGGCAGGAUUAGUGAUAGAGACAGUUUGUGUGGGUGCAGAGAUCGUGCGCGAGGUGGUGGAGG
Messenger RNA from Chilo suppressalis (striped riceborer), 2098 nucleotides. The record is from the annotation of a GenBank genome assembly. Lineage: Eukaryota; Metazoa; Arthropoda; Insecta; Lepidoptera; Crambidae.